Phoenix dactylifera (date palm) is the source of this 1800-nucleotide messenger RNA. Its product is annotated as S-adenosyl-L-methionine-dependent methyltransferases superfamily protein. Gene Ontology annotation, cellular component: cytoplasm. NCBI's taxonomy places the organism in Eukaryota, Viridiplantae, Streptophyta, Magnoliopsida, Arecales, Arecaceae. Gene Ontology annotation, molecular function: tRNA methyltransferase activity. Gene Ontology annotation, biological process: cytoplasmic translation; tRNA methylation. The record is from RefSeq and is a predicted model, not a curated record.
UCCCGAAUCCCCUCUUCUUCUUCGGCGAGACAGGGGACCCGUGAGCCCCCGCCCCCCCUUCUUCUUCCCUCUCGGUCGGGCCCAAGGGCGGCCGUGGUGGCCGGCCUUGGCAGCGGCAGGAGGUGGCGGAGCAAGCCCGGCCACCCCCGGCGACUGGCGGCGGCGAACACGCCGACGGCUAGGGCAGCCGUUUUGGAGCCAAAUCCGGCGAUCGGCCGGCCCCAACCCACCACACAUCGUGGCCAAGCUUCAGAAGAAAAGGAGAAGAAGGUGAGAGAUUCUUACCUCAGCCCCGACGAAGACCGGCGCCUCCCCCUCUCCGACGGAAAAGAAGAAGGAGACCACCCGCCACCCGGGCCUCAACCCUUUAACGAGAGAGAGAGAGAGAGAGAGAGAGAGAGAGACGGUCGUCGGCUGGCUCUUUUUCACUCCCUCGACGAUCAUACAACUACUGCGAGGGCCGGCGAGUGGAGUCGGAGUUGGAAAACCGUAGGCCCUUCCCUCUCCAGGUUGUAAUUUUGCUUGCUAAAACUUGUCCUGAGAGACGAGGAUAUGGGAAAAGCAUCCAAAGACAAGAGGGAUAUUUACUACCGCAAGGCAAAAGAAGAGGGUUGGCGGGCACGGAGCGCGUUCAAGCUCCUCCAGAUCGAUGAGGAAUUCAACAUCUUCCAAGGGGUGAAGCGCGUGGUUGAUCUUUGUGCAGCUCCUGGCAGCUGGAGUCAGGUGUUGAGUCGAAAGUUAUAUGUUCCAGCUAAGUUGUCGCCGGAUCAUAGGGAUGGUGAUCUUCCGCUUAUUGUUGCAAUUGACUUGCAACCCAUGGCUCCAAUAGAUGGUGUUAUUCAAGUACAGGGGGAUAUCACUAAUGCCCGGACUGCUGAAGUGGUUAUCAAACAUUUUGAUGGAUGCAAAGCGGACUUAGUUGUUUGUGAUGGUGCUCCUGAUGUUACUGGACUUCAUGAUAUGGAUGAAUUUGUUCAAUCACAGCUUAUUUUGGCAGCACUAACAAUUGUUACUCAUGUGCUUCGAGUGGGUGGAAAAUUUAUUGCAAAGAUUUUUCGGGGUAAAGACACAAGUCUCCUCUAUUGCCAACUGAAACUAUUCUUCUCUCAUGUUACAUUUGCAAAACCAAAAAGCAGCCGCAACUCCAGUAUUGAGGCAUUUGCAGUUUGUGAGAAUUAUUCACCUCCUGAAGGAUUUAAUGAGAGAGAUUUAUAUCACCUUCUGGAAAAGGUGGGCAGUCCUUCCGGGGCUGACAAUUUAGAUUGCCAUAGUGGGUGGUUGGAGGGGCCAAACAAGGUUUAUAUUCCUUUUUUGGCUUGCGGGGACCUCAGUGGCUAUGAUUCGGACCGUUCAUACCCACUCCCAAGUUCUGCUGAGGGAGGCCGUUACCAGAGCUUGGAUCCGGUACAGCCCCCAAUCGCGCCUCCUUAUAAAACAGCCUUGGAACUGAAGAAAGCCUCUAGUCAUGGGAUUCUAGAAAUGGACAAGCUCUCUCUUAGUUCCUGAUGGACUUUCCUUUCCACGAGAGAGAGAGAGAGAGAGAGAGAGAUGGAUUCUCUUUGUUUCUUCUUUCUUUGGAGGUUGCAUGUAUGUAAAAGGGCCGAUAGGCAUUUGAAGCCUCAAAUGAGGAUUAUUUCAUGUUAAAACUGCAAUGACCUGGAGUGGUAUCUGACCAUGAGAACUAUUGGUAUAAUUCCAACCAACUGUCUGUAACUGCAUGGUGUUCUCUAGAUACAUACAGCCCCAGGCGUAUGUUCCACAGACUAUCUCUUCAUCAAAUUAUCUAUUUUUUGUUUGCAA